Molecule: messenger RNA, 543 nt
Organism: Abrus precatorius (Indian licorice)
Lineage: Eukaryota; Viridiplantae; Streptophyta; Magnoliopsida; Fabales; Fabaceae
Exons: 3
Coding region: 1-543 (180 amino acids)
Biological process (GO): rRNA base methylation
Cellular component (GO): cytoplasm
Molecular function (GO): rRNA (uridine-N3-)-methyltransferase activity
Source: RefSeq, a predicted model, not a curated record
AUGGAAGAGAAAAGAAUAACUCAUUACCUUAGCUCUCAUAAGAUUCUUCUAGUGGGAGAGGGAGAUUUCUCUUUUUCACUCUGUUUGGCUAAUGCAUUUGGCACAGCUGGGAACAUGAUUGCUACUUCUCUGGAUUCUAGAGUGUCUUUAGGGAUCAAGUAUGCAAGGGCAUUAAGUAACUUGACUGAACUUGAGGCUCUUGGGUGCACCAUUGUGCACGAAGUUGAUGUCCAUACAAUGACCCAACAUCCACUUCUCAAAAACCAAGUUUUUGAUCGAGUAAUUUAUAAUUUCCCCCAUGCUGGCUUCAUUGGUCGUGAAAUUGAUGAUUACCAGAUUAGGCUUCACAAGAAAUUAGUGAGUGGAUUUCUGAGCAAUGCUAAGUAUCUGCUUUCUUCAUGUGGACAAAUUCAUAUUACCCACAAGACAUCGCAUCCUUUCAGUAACUGGAACAUCAAGGAGUUGGCAAUAAAUGGGGAUUUAGUGUUAGUUGGAGAAGUUGAGUUUUAUCAACAUCUUUACCCAGGUUACAAUAACAAGUGA